UGGAACAUGGAAGUCCUUGCUGGGUACGAUUCAAGCUCUUCUGAUGAAAACGCGAAAAUUCAGCAAAAUUCAGGUGAUAAACAGAAUUACUUUUGGUGAAACAUCAAACUUUCAGGAGACAGCUUGCAAAACCAGAUAAAAAGGCAUCAGUUACCAGUGACAUGGAGAGUGAACUUAUGACCCAGAGUGAUGAUUGUACUACACAGAACAAUCAGCACGAGGAGAAGUCAGAAGAGAGGAAAGAAUCAUCACAUAGCUCAUCUCGAAGGAAAAGCUCCCCAAGCAGCCGUCAGCGAAAUUAUCGCAAGAGGUCUGUGUCAGAAUCUCCGGAAAAAUCACCACAGAGAAGGUCUCCAGAAAUCUCACCUCCCUCACGUAAAAGAAGUAGAAAUUCAGAUUUUAGAGAUGAUCAAAGACAUAGAAGACAUAGUCGAAGUCGCAGUCGAAGUAGAAGCCCCAGGAGAAGAAGAAGAAGUCGUAGUCCAAGAAAUUCUACAAAUCAACGAGACAGUGGACAACGUUUUGAUGAGUUUGGUCGCGAUUUGCGUCCAGAGCAGCACAGAGAUUCUUCAGAGGAAAAGGAUAAAGCUAGUAUUCAAAGGAAAGAAAAGGAACAGAGUCCACCACUCAGGAAAAGUCCCAGUGAGAAAAGGGAUGCUGAUUUGGAACGCUCGCCAGUUAGGCGUGGCUCUCACCCAUUGGAGAAGGGUGGAAAAGAGGGGAGUCCAUCUGAGCAGAAGCCCAGAGUCUGUAAGUCCAUAGAAAGGGACAGUCCUUCUCCUCGACGGAGAGAUUCACUGGAUAGAAAAAGUAAAUCUCCUGAUAGGAGGCGUCACAGGAGCAGAUCUCGCGACAGAGGUGAUUCCAGUGAAAGGAAGUCACCAGACAGAUACAGAAGAAAGGAUUACAGAAGAAGCCCACCAAGAGAUUUUAGAGAUCGAAGAGCCAGCAGCGACUACAGCUCAAGCCGACGCCAUGAUAGAGACAGAGACCGAGACAGGGACAGGGAUAGCAGAGGCCGGGAUUGGGGUAGAGAUCGACGACACGCCCGAGAUCGUGACAGAAACAAGGAGCGUGACCAUGACCGUGACAGAAACAAGGAGCGUGACCAUGACCGAGACAGACAUGAGGAGAAAGCUGCCUCUUCAAGUGGUGAAAAGAAGACGUUUAUAAAAGCAACUUCAACAGGCCUGGAGGCACUUCCACGGCCCGCGCGUCCGCCGACUUCUGAAGAAGUGCAAGCGAAGCUAGCGGCGCAUGCGGAGUCGCUGCGGAAACAGGCUCAAGAUGCUGCUUCCAUGCUCAACCUACCCAGCUACCUGAAUCCAUCAGUUGUCAAUCCGCACCAGUAUGCUGUGCAGGCACAGAAGAGAAAGCUGCUCUGGAGCGGGAAGAAGACGACUGAGGGCACUGCAAGUAGCGACAGCGGCGGUGCCACAACAUCAACCUUGUGGAACAGUACCACGUUCAGCAAUGACCAGGGAGGGGAGAUGCAGGCGAAAUUCCGGCGCUUAAUGGGCAUCAAAGGCGACGGGAACGCACCCCCCGGGCAAGAAGGCCCUCAAGCCCAGAGCCAGCAACUCAUGGCAGAUCUUGAAAAGGAGUUUGAACGGUCUCGAGCAUUUCAGUUAUCCCGGGGGGCUGGGGGCAAGAGUGGCAUCGGGCUUGGUUACUCAGGCACAUGACGCAAGCUCGGACAAGUGUCGUUGUUGAAUGUAUAGCUGUACAAUUCGGAGCCAAACGAUUUACAGUGUGCUUGUAAUUGAGUAGAAUCAAGCACUUUACCAGUUAGGAAUCGAGUUGGUAAUUUUUAGUAAGGAUGAAUUGUUUUAUCAAAUGGACACGUCUUUAUGUCUCUAUAGGCGAUAGUACCCUCCUUAAGAGUCGAAUUCACGGUCGGUGGAUCACGAACGUUUCUUUCAAGUAAUAAUUUGUAUGUUUUUGGGCAUUAUUGUUGAAGCACAUAUCCCUCAGCUUACCACAGGAAAUGCAGAUUAAUCUCAUCUUGCGGUUCUAUGAAAAUUUUGUUUCAUUAAAAUUUAUUGAAAAAACGUC
Messenger RNA from Orbicella faveolata, 2055 nucleotides. RefSeq lists its product as uncharacterized. The record is from RefSeq and is a predicted model, not a curated record. Gene Ontology annotation, biological process: rDNA heterochromatin formation. Gene Ontology annotation, cellular component: heterochromatin. Gene Ontology annotation, molecular function: DNA binding. Lineage: Eukaryota; Metazoa; Cnidaria; Anthozoa; Scleractinia; Merulinidae.